Scylla paramamosain (green mud crab) is the source of this 1877-nucleotide messenger RNA. RefSeq names its product tubulin-specific chaperone A-like (gene Tbca). Gene Ontology annotation, cellular component: microtubule cytoskeleton; cytosol. Gene Ontology annotation, biological process: tubulin complex assembly; post-chaperonin tubulin folding pathway. NCBI's taxonomy places the organism in Eukaryota, Metazoa, Arthropoda, Malacostraca, Decapoda, Portunidae. The transcript has 4 exons. Gene Ontology annotation, molecular function: beta-tubulin binding. The record is from RefSeq and is a predicted model, not a curated record. The coding region runs from base 157 to 489 and encodes 110 amino acids.
UUCCUUCCCGAGUUAAACAAGAAUCUCGUGUUUUUGUGUCCCGUUCUCACUAAUUACCUUGAGCAGCACCUUCCCACAGCUACAGGUAAUUGUUUUCAUCUCCUCCCACUUGUGCAGUGAUCGGAGAGGUGUGAGAGUGGCCAGCCAGCGAAGAACAUGUCUGAGACACGCCUGAAGCAGCUGCGCAUCAAGACUGGGGUGCUGAAGAGGUGCUGCAAGGAGCUCAUCAGCUACCAGAAGGAGGCUGAGCAGAUACAGGAGAAGAUCAAGAAGAUGCAAGAUGAAGGGCAAGAAGUGUAUUACAUCAAGAAGCAGGACUUGUUGCUGCAGGAGACACAAAAUGUGAUCCCAGACUGCCAGAAGCGUUUCAACUCCGCCUUCCAGGACCUGAAGACUCUGGUGGAUGAGGAUAAAUCGCUGGAGGAGUCUGAGGAGUACCAGGCAGCGUCCGCCAGCCUUCAGGACACCAGCAGCCACGUCACAGCCUAGAAUCACCUCCCCAGUGCUUACAAACACUCAUAUCUACGUCACAUACACGGGAUUAUAUUUUGUAGACCUUCAUUUGAGCUCCUAAUGCUGACUUUUGCUUUCGUGCUGUGAGGUGCAAAGAAGAAAACCCAUUGGUGUUUAUUAACCUUAUAUACUCAAGCUUGUGUUGUAGACUACUACUAAAAGUGUAUGUGUUUGUAUGUGUGUGUGUGUGUGUGGGGGCAGGGACAGUUCACGUUUUUCUGCAGUGCUAUAAAAUUGGCGUGGAAAUAUUGGACAGUUUUGUGAUAGAUCAUAAGACAGAUGCAAGUGUGAUAAUUCAUUGCCUUAAAAACCUUCAAGUUUCUAAGCUGAAGCUCCAGACAGUGUUCUUUUGCGUUGCUCUGCUAGCACUAAUCCAAGAGACUGCUGGAGGCUCUGACGGUGUAAUUUUAAGCGACAAUCCAAGUGUCCAUUCCAACCAGCCAUCCACCAUGUCACAGGAACCCCAGAGAGGUGUGAGGGAGCCGCCACUGCCGCUGCCCUCACAGCCUCCUGCAGGACAGAGGGUCACUCAUGGCCAGUCCCCGUACAUUCCAGGGCAAGAGAGAAGUUUAGGAUACAGCCAGCCCAGCGUUCACCCCAUGCACAUCCAUCCCACUGCCUCACCUGGGGACAAUUCAGGGCCUCAUUCAUUUCCUCCACUAGACCAUAGCCUUCCACCACCUCAUCUCCAUGGUAAUCCUCCUCCCAUGUUUGCCAGACCUCCUCCCAUGCCACCCAGGUUCUCCCAGCCUCCCCCAGCCAUGUCUCGCGCACCAAACAUUCCUUACCAAGUUGCAUUCCGGAAUCCUGUGAUGAUGCCCAGGGAAUGCAGUCCUUUGUGGCUCCAGCGCGGCCCCCCACCUGUCCCACCGUGCCCCCCGCUGCAGGGUGACAGAGCACCUGUCUCUGGCGUCCACUCGGGGAUCUCCAAGGGGACAGUUCUCAGGGACGCUGUGGGACAGGAGGAGGAGGACUUGAAGUGGCUGGAAGAGUUUGAGAAGAGAGUCAAAUCUUACCCACCUUCACCGCCACCAUCUGCUGAGUCCACCGCCGGCAAGAAGGUUGUUAAGGUGACUGCUUGUCGUUUUGUUGGUGCCUGCCUUGCAUAUUCCUGUGUCCAUUAAUAAAGAUUUAGCGGCUGGUAGAUUUUGCCUGCGGUAGAGUGGUAAAAAACUACUGGUAAGUUGUUGUGAAGUAGUUAACGGAAUUUGUUAUUGUUUUGACUUGAAAUUAACAAAGCAGCUGAUUUUUUUUAUUAUUUCUCUCAUUGAAACUCAUAUCCUCUGCGCUGUCAUUGUCACGUCACACUCUCCUUCAAACGUAGAUAUGGUUUUAACAGUUUAAUAAAUAGUUGCACAUCUGAA